CACUAUCGACACCGUCAAGCGCCCGGGCUGCUUGAUGCAGACAACCCCUGCCUUACUGUCUCCAGGCAUCUCAUCCUGCUCAAGCCGGGCCAAUAAUUGGCCUCAGCUUGGACUGUUAUACCCCGCAGCAGAUGGACGUCAUGGUUCGCAGGCAAGGGUGUUUCUGCGUUCUAGGUUCAAUGCAUUAUUGUUUUGGUCCGAGUUUCCAAGGGCUGAGCCAUGGGUUGAAACAUCGCAGUGGGCAUAUUACCAGGUAACAUGUCAGGCAAAAGAUCACACUUCUCUGGUUGAUUGGCUGCCAUUAGCUCAGUGGAAUGAGCAGGGUCUCAGAGGGUCAAUUGUAUACCCGUCUGCUCCUACUCUUCAGUCUACCCAUGUCACUUUCUAUAAAUAUAUACAAAAUAUGUACAUAUAUAUAGGGUGGCAGUGACAGCUUGUGCUAUCUUCACCUUUAUCGGAUAACUAUUUUCAUAUUCUUCUCUUCUCAUACUUAUUUUCCUAUUCAAUGCCUCUUAGUGUUGCUGGUCAACACUUUCUUUCCAUUCACACUUGACUAUUGAUACACUUUUGUUCUUUCUUUAUAUUAGUUUUACUUGCCUAUACCAAAGAUUUCUUUUCUUACUUUUUCAACUCUCUUUCUGCUGCAGAACUUGCCACAACAUUCUUUUUCUUGGUUCAUACGACUACUGCUGCAUGCUUGCCCAAAGAACCUUACGGACUGUUGUUACCUCGCAACUGCUACAUCCAAACCACGGAUUCGAUAUCAGCGUCGUCAUCGCUACCCAGGCGCUCCUUCCUACAGCAUCAUCAGUCUUUGACGUCAUCGACUUCAACAAUCACUGAUUCUGUUCAGUUCUCCUCUAUCGAACUUGCCAUCAUUGACAUAAUCGAAAACACUGGGAUCGCUCUUGCUCAUAGCCAUUCGCCACCCAGGAUCGUCUAUAAAUAUCUCCUCAACUCCCUUCAUUUUCCUCUUCCUUUUCUCUUCCUUUCAUAUCACAGAUUUUCGUCUACUCUACUACAGACACAUUCGCAAAUAUCCCUUUUCCUUGCGAACCUCACUUCAAACUCGAACAACAUUUCCACUUUAUCUUUCCCAUCUUCUUUCCUCUUCCUCAAGGGUUAUCACUCCACCAAACCCUUGAUCAUGGCACCCAGAAUUCUAUCAACUCUUCUCUACCUACUCGCUAUUGCCCCCCUGGCACAUUCUCACAGCUGGGUAGAGGAGCUGGAUGUCGUUGCCAGUAACGGAUCCUUUACUGGCGAACCUGGCUACAUCCGUGGCCAUGUCUCUCGAACGGCCCAAGGAUUCAACGACGACUUGAUGACCAGUCGUCUCCCUCCGAAUGGGCGGCCUGCAAAUGUUGGGAUUAUCCCCAGCGACCACAUGUGCAUGCCGUCCCAACGGAAUCAGCAGCAGACGGAGGGCUGGCCCCGACUAGAGGCUAAACCUGGCGACGUUGUCGCCCUUUUGUACCGGGAGAACGGGCAUGUCACUUUACCAGAUACCCAGCCCGGGAAACCUAAGAACCGCGGAACCGUCCAUGUAUACGGUACCAGCAAACCCCGUCCGGAUGACAAGUUCCUAGACAUCCACGGGGUAUGGAACCAGGACGGAACAGGUGGCGAUGGACGAGGCAAGCUUCUCUCACGCCAAAACUUCGACGACGGACGCUGUUACCAAAUCAAUGGUGACAGAAUUUCAACGGAACGGCAACAAAAGUACCCGCAUGUUCCUGACGAGUUUAUGGGGGCAGACGUGGCAUGCCAACACGUCUUAAGACUGCCCUCGGACGCCGUCCCUGGAAACGUCCUAUCGAUGUACUUUGUGUGGGACUGGCCGACGGCCCCGGGGGUAGAUCCCAACCUUCCCCAUGGAAAGACAGAGAUCUAUACCUCGUGUAUGGAUAUUGACAUCGUCGCGUCCAAGAGUGAGACAGCCACAACUUCAACGGUCCACUACAUCGAUGGUCAGCCGUUGAACCGUGCUGCAGUUCCUUCACUGCUUACCAAUCUCGACCAGCAAGUGGACAGUGGCCCUUCUGAUGUCGAUGCUGUCUCUUCCACCUCGGUUCCACCGUCGCCGUCUGACGAGGAUGCUCCUACCGAAGGUUCAAUCGUUCCAAUUCCAACACCCACUCAACAUAAUUGGAAUUCCAGAGUCACUAGGCGUAGGUCGCGCCGCAACCGCCGCGAUCCCAACUUCUCCUAG
Messenger RNA from Trichophyton rubrum CBS 118892, 2212 nucleotides. RefSeq lists its product as uncharacterized. The transcript has a single exon. Lineage: Eukaryota; Fungi; Ascomycota; Eurotiomycetes; Onygenales; Arthrodermataceae. The coding region runs from base 1148 to 2212 and encodes 354 amino acids. The record is from RefSeq and is a predicted model, not a curated record.